CUUAGCAACGCGCCCGCAAGGCUGAUGUGUAUUUGAUGCAAUGCCCGUCGCUCCAGCGUAUGCGAUGCACCGUAAGGAGUGCCGAUUGUCGCCUAUAGAAUGAAUCACAACGCUCUCCUGUGGUUGUACAUGAAGCUCGAGAGCAUGAUGAUGUCAACGCACCACUGGAUUAUGUCGAUGUUGUUCCAGGAUUUGCGGUCCCACAAGUACGUGGCAAGUUUCAGCGCAUCGUUCAUGAUCGUCGGCAUCCUAGUGCUUCUCGUGAGCCUUGCCUUAGUGAGGACUCCGUCCGUGUGGAACUUGAAGCGACCGCAGCAAACGACAUCUAAGUUGGAGCUGACGCCCUACAAGAGAACGGAGAUAGCCGACCAGCAGAAUACGCGCUCUCUGCCGAAUUUCCUGCCGGACAGCAACGAUCUCGAAGUGACCGAAGAAGAGAUAGUUGACGUCUACAACCACCUUCCCACCCGGAAGAGGAAAGACGAGAACGACAGGAACGAUGUGGAAGCUCUGACAUCACUCAGGGCAGCAAUGCACAUGGUUGCACUGGGAAAGUACGAGAAGGCACUCAAGCUGUUUCAGCACGCGCUCAUCUUAAGUCCCAGCCAUCCGGACAUACUCACCGAGUACGGGCAAUUUCUGGAGAACCACCAGCAGGACUUCAUCAAGGCGGACCACAUGUACAGCCGUGCUCUUGUUGCCAAACCAGACCACUCUCAGGCACUGGUGAACCGUCAACGCACGCUACCCGUGGUUGAGAAGCUGGACGAGAAACAGCUGACACGGAUAGACAAAAAACGGCUGUUCCUUAUCCAAAUCCCAGAGGGUGACCCGUCCCUGAAGCGCAUGAAGAAAGAGGCGUACUUCCAGCACAUACACCACACAGUGGCCAUCGAGGGCAACACCAUGACGCUUGCGCAGACCCGUAUGGUUGUCGAGACACGCACAGCUGUGCCAGGCAAGAGCAUCAUGGAGCACAACGAGAUCCUGGGCUUGGACGCCGCACUCAAGUUCGUCAACAACACUUUGGUCAACAAGGCACUGCUGACGGUCUCCGACAUCUUGGCCAUGCACCGCCGCAUCUUGGGCCAUGUCGACCCCGUGGACGCUGGAACCUUUAGAAGGACACAAGUGUUUGUGGGUGAACACACGCCGCCGAAAGCUUCGUUGGUCCGAGACAUGAUGGAGGACUUUGUGGACUGGCUCAACUCCGAGGAAGCACUCCGGCUGCACCCAGUGAAGUAUGCGGCGCUCGCUCACUACAAGUUGGUCUUCAUUCACCCUUUUGUUGAUGGAAAUGGGAGGACAGCACGGUUGCUCAUGAAUUUGCUCUUGAUGCGCGUUGGCUACCCUCCAGUGAUUGUGCGCAAGCAGGACCGUGCUCUAUACUACGAGUACCUCCAGUUAGGCAAUGAAGGCGACGUCAGACCAUUCGUGCGGUUUAUUGCGGAGUGCACUGAGCGGACAUUAGAUGUUUACCUCUAUGCAACUGAGUACGCCAAGCACCAGAGAGCGUUAACAAGCCAAGACAGCAAUGAGGGUGAAGUAGCGUUUGUCAGCUAACCAGCACAUAUUGCUAGGAAGCAAGCCAAUGAGUGCCGACUGACAGAAUCGUGGUCAACAAUACGAGUGCCCUUCCAGGCCUAGUGUAAGUUUGCCUGCUGUGUGGAAACCAUGAAGGUGCAGCUACAAGUGACCCAUUGUACCGAUUUAUGACGAGUUGAUAAUUUAUCCACAGUGCUGAAAUAGGUGCAGACGGCUGUGCCUUUCAGCAUGAACAAUUGUAUAUACUAUUAGAAUGAUAUUUAUGUAUUUAUGUGGUUGUUAUGCAACAUCCAUUCUUUAAAAGGUGUUGAUUACAGCUUUACUUGAAGUUGACAAUAACGAAAAGUUGUUUAGAGAUUAAGCUCUCAGUAUUGUUUUGCGAAUAAACGCUUCAAUGCACUCGUUGAA
Molecule: messenger RNA, 1953 nt
Organism: Rhipicephalus microplus (southern cattle tick)
Lineage: Eukaryota; Metazoa; Arthropoda; Arachnida; Ixodida; Ixodidae
Gene: Fic
Product: FIC domain protein adenylyltransferase
Molecular function (GO): protein binding
Source: RefSeq, a predicted model, not a curated record